UUUCAUGGCAACAGUCGGCAGGAGGUGUUUGGACGUAACUUCCUGGGUACAGACUAUGUGAGACAGCAGUUUGCAACUAUAUUUAUUGUUAGUGCUUAUUAGUUAACUGAAUGUUUACUCGCAGUACGUAUUAAUAAGAGGUUUCGAACCUGGGACCUUGGGAGAUCUGUUUUAUGCCCAGUAAUAUAACAACCUGGCAGUGACACAGAGAGGGCACCAGACGUGUAUUGGGUGUGAAUGAAACAGAAAUUAGAGGAUUAUGAUUAGAGAAUGGUUCCUUGUCAGACCCAUGUGAUGUUAAAGUGGCAGGAGCACCUCAACAGCUCCUGGGCGUUGGAGAACAGCGAGCAGGUGUCCACGAGGGAGGGAGCCUCCAUCCUCUAUAGCAAGCUUUUGAGCAACAAGGAGGUGGUGGGGCUGGCUCAGCCGGCACAGGAUCUUAUUGGCCCCCGGCUCCCAGACUUUGAGCAUGAUGAAAACGCUGCAGAGGAGCGGGAGGCAUAUCUGACAGCGCUCCUCCAUAGCCAGCUCGGCCUGGCCCGCCGCACCCUUGCCAGCACGCCCUAUGCACUGGCCUUGCACCACAGACUGACAGCCAUACAGCGUAUCUACUAUGCACUGUCCACUAAAUACCACGAUCGCUUUCGGACUGGACUGCAGGCCGAAUCCACAAACAGCCUGGACAGCGGGGAACUGGAACAUGCCUCGGACCCCUGGCUAGAGGGCAUGCGCACCAAGUCUGGGACAGACAUCCUGAUAGAGAUGGGCGUGAGAACUGGCCUCAGUCUGCUAUUUGCCCUGCUGCAGCAGAACUGGUACCAAGCCAGACUGGACCCCAGUCUAGCCCUGUGCAAUGACGUACUAGCCACAGCCUCUUCGGUGCUCACCUCACUACCUCCUCUCUCCCUGGCCAAUGAGAACAAGAUCCCGCCAGUGGGGCUGGAGUGCCUGAAACAGGUGACAGCAUUUCUGAAGAAGACCUCUGUCCCAAGCUCGGGGGCGGACAGCGCGGGUAGGAGGCUGGCUCUGGAGCUGCUGCUGGGGCUGGCAGUGCAGAGGGGGGCACUUAGGUUCCUGUUGGAGUGGAUUGAAGUGUCACUGGCAGCCUCCACGGCCACCAGAGCAACGUUGCCAGAGCAUGAGGAUGGGAUCGGGCAUGACUGCAUUCUCAAAACUCUGGCCCAGAUGAGACAAUACUCAGGUAUUGAAGGAGAUGCUCGCCAUGUCCAGGAAGUGAAGAAAACCGCCGAUGGACUCUGCCCUCUCGCUCAUGUGGCGCUCUGUCUCUUUGAGGAGAUCUGUCAUUUGGCCUCCAAUUGCCAGUGUUCCUGCAGCACUAGUUCUGGGUCCCAGGGCAGCGAAAGUGACGCUGUUGUUGUCUAUGUCUGGGGAAGUAACAGCAGUCACCAGCUAGCGGAAGGCACUCUGGAGAAGAUCCUGCAGCCCAAGCUGGCUCAGGGAUUCAGUAAUCCACAAAUGAUUGAAGCUGGACAGUACUGCACGUUUUCAGUGUCCGCAGACGGCUCAGUGAAAGCAUGUGGAAAAGGAAGCUACGGAAGACUUGGGCUGGGAGACUCCAAUAAUCAAUCGGUUCCCAAGAAACUGGUGCUGGAUCCCCCUCGAAACAUCAGGAAAGUCUCUUCUUCAAAGGGCUCUGACGGCCAUACGAUGGCAGUGACAGGAGAGGGGGAGGUGUUUAGCUGGGGGGACGGCGACUAUGGGAAACUUGGACACGGAAACAGCGCAACUCAGAAAUAUCCCAAACUCAUCCAGGGACCAUUGCUUGGCAAGGUUGUGGUUUGUGUGUCUGCUGGAUACAGACAUAGUGCAGCUGUAACUAGUGAUGGAGAACUCUAUACCUGGGGAGAAGGUGAUUUUGGUAGGCUUGGGCACAGUCACAGCCAUAGCCGGAAUGUGCCGACCCUUGUGAAGGAUAUCAGUGGAGUGGGGCAGGUGGCCUGCGGUAGCUCUCAUACCAUUGCAGUGUCUCAGGAUGGCCGGGUAGGGUGGUCGUUUGGAGGUGGUGACAAUGGUAAACUGGGCCAUGGGGAUACAAACCGAGUGUACAGGCCCAAAGUAAUUGAAGCAUUGCAAGGUCUCAGUAUUAGGAAAGUGUGUGCAGGCAGUCAGUCCUCGCUGGCACUGACCUCCGCAGGACAGGUAUUUGCAUGGGGCUGUGGCUCUUGCCUGGGGUGUGGUUCAUCUGAAACAACAGCCCUGAAGCCCCGUCUCAUUGAGGAACUGAGUAUGACCAAGAUCAUUGAUAUCUCCUGCGGUGACAGCCACUGUCUUGCCUUAUCACAUGAAAAUGAAGUGUAUGCCUGGGGUAACAAUGCAAUGGGACAAUGCGGACAGGGACACACCUCCACUCCUGUCACAAAACCCAAGAAAGUAAUUAGCUUGGAGGGAGUAGCCAUUCAGCAGAUUACUGCUGGCACUUCGCAUAGCCUAGCCUGGACAGCAGUACCUACAGACAGGCAGCUGGUAGCUUGGCACAGACCUUUCUGUGUUGAUCUAGAGGAGAGCACCUUCACAUACCUCCGCAACUUCUUGGAGCGUUACUGUGAUGGGAUCAACAGUGAUGUGCCCCCACCCCCAUUUCCAUCUCAAAGAGAACACCACCAGUUUGUGCUGCUUUGCCUGAAGCUGCUGUCCACUCACCUUUCCUUGGCCCAUGCGGGGGGGACUGGAACCUCUGUCCUGGGGGUGCAGGGGAGGCCCCUCAGGAACCUUCUCUUCAGACUCAUUGACUCGAAUGUACCUGAUUCUAUUCAGCAGGCUGUGAUGAACACCAUCUCCAUUGGUGCAUCACUGCUCCUGCCUCCUCUCAGGGAGCGAACUGAGCUUUUGCACUCUCUUCUACCUCAGGGCCCAGAGAGCUGGGACAGCCUUUCCAAUGGGCAGAGAAUGCAGCUGGACAUGGUUAUGAACAGCCUGCAGGAACAGUCCCAUGUUGCCUCCUUGCUUGGGUACAGCUCUCCAGCAGAGCUAUCUGCAGGGAUAACCCAGUGUUCUGCACUGGACCAGUCUUCAGUUAGCUCAGACACUAAUGACCACUUUCACCUGGCAGAAGUCCUCCUAAAGACCCUUCUACUGAAUAUUGGUUUCUACACUGAACGCGCAUUUGGAGAAUUGGAGAAAAAUAGUGAUAAACUACAAAGCAGUAUAGCGCAUAAACAGAGUAAUCCACCCUCUAAUUUUCAUCGUCUCCUGUCAGCCAUGCACAGACACCUCCUGGCACACUGCUGCACUAACACAGAAUCAAAGGAGGAUGGCAGUGUGACAUUACUUCAUAAACACCUCUGCCUGCUGUUGCCUUACGCUGCUGACACCUUUAGGAGGUCUACCAUUUUACUGGAGGAAAGCUCUCUUGACAAGCACGUUAUUAAGAAACUACACGCUGUUCUGUACAGCUCUGCGGCAGGAAGCCUCAUGUGUCAGGUGAUAUACUCUCUCCUGCUAUUGCCACUCCAUGUUAUACGUCCUCUGCUGCCUCACCUUCUGUCCCUGCUCGAGCAUAUCAAUGAGCUCAACUGCUUCUUACCUGAUACCGGAGUCUUGGAGGAGCAAGAGCUGGAAGGAACACUCUUUGAAUCAUCAGAAAGUCCUAACCCAUCAGCUGAAGCAGAGACUGGAUCGUGGGUCUGGCUGCUUGAUUUGGAGAGGUCGGUGGCUUUGACUAUUGGCUGGUGUCUGGGUGGAAUGUUGCAGGGGCCUCCCCUUUCCCAACAGGAGAUAGCAGCUGAGUUCUGGCUAGAGAACCCCCUCCUGCGAAAUGGCUUGGAGAUGGACUGUGAUCAGCAAGAUUCCAUAAUGAUGUGGUUGACCGAGACUGCGCUCUCUGGCUGUGCUGACCCCAAGCUAGGGCAUGAAAAGCUUUCUGAUGAGAAUGCCAUGCUGAUAGAUCUGGCUCUGGGCAUCGCUCGAGAGCCAACACACAGCCUCUGGAUGAGAAUGAAGGACUAUGCCAUAAGCCGAGACUGGGAGAAUGGUAAUGUUGCUGGAGAUUCUCUUCUGGAUACAGUAUGUAGGUUCGUGUUUGCUGCUUUACUGAAACACGCUGGGCUACAAGAGCAGGCAUACUGGGAGGAUAGGUAUGAGCCUUGUGAGAAGCUUAUAGAAAUCUACCAGAUUGUGUACAAGGUUCGAAACACUCUGCUUUCACGCAAGGACUUGGCAGAGAACAUCAUUAAUGGUCAGACGUUACCCAGUGCCAGAGAGUUUUCAGAGGCUCCUGAGGAGGAGCAGGAGGUGAGCGCUGGAGAGAAGGGUGAGAGGGUAGCAGAAGGCCAAGGGGAACAGCAGAGUGGCCUGGGAGACACUGCAGAGCACAACCAGGAGGCGAGGUCUGAGGAGGACACGCCCAGCAUCAGCAGUAUGUACCUGCCGGAGGUGCUGCAAUGUUUCCUGGCCACGCGGGAGGUGAUGCAGCUCCAUGAGAAUGAGACAGUGUAUGAAUCCUCCCGGACCAGCUCGCGGCCCAGCAGCACAGAGAUCCCCGGCUCCCCUGAGCGAGAGGAGGCUGGGGCCCCAGUGCACCAGGAGAGGAAACCAGGCUCUAAGGAGGGGCUGUCCUUCCUCACCGCCUGCCACUCCACCAUCUCCCGCUGUGCCUUUCUCAUCCUUGGAGUGAGGGCGGCCUGGCAGGACAGAGGAGAACUGCUGGACAUGGACACAGAGCUUCCAAGGAAAAGUAGAAAAUCAAGUUCUACGCCUGAAGGCCAGCCGUUGCAUUACACAAAAACAGGAACAUUAGCAGAGAAAGAGUUUUCAGAUCAACCAAGAGCCCAGUCUUCUACAUCCUCAAAAAACAAAAUGGGCUUACCCCUCUGUUCGCUGGGGAUUAUGAAGGAUGCCUGGGAGAGGUUGCGGCAGUGUAUUAGCCCGACCCCUAACCUGUGUGCCGGGUCCAGCUCUCCAGUGCUUACUCAAAUAUUCCAGUUUUUGUGUGGGAGCAUGCUGAAAACAUCCACCCUGGUAGAACAGGAGGCAGGCAGCCAGGCGGACCCCCGAGCUAUUGCCCUAGCCAUGGCACAGCAACAGCAGCGAGCAGAGCUUCGCCUGGAAGCACUUUGCCAGAUCUCAUCUUUCCUCUCAGAAAUGGAUGAGAAGAGCAGCUGCUCCUCACCACCUCCUAGAUUUCCUGGACUGCUUCUGACGGCACAGCUUCAAUUCCUGUCAGGCUGCUAUAGCCUGGGAACUCCAAUAUCAACCAACCUGACUGGGAGCAAUGGGAAAAUUCAGCAUUACACUUCGGGAACACAAUGUGCCCAAGCAGGCACUCGGAGGGACCUUCAAGCUGCAGCGCACACACACUACCAGCAGGUGGUGGAGGUGCUUAGAAAUAGAGUUGUGGCUGAGAAGGAACUUUCAGGGUCCUAUCAACAUCUUCUGCUCGCCACUCUCUUUGCAUUAAAUAUCCAUUACCAAGCUCUGGACCUAAUUGUGGUUGUUAAGAGUGGCCUGCUAGAAAUCCUCUCAAAGCUGACUGACACCACAUGUGUGCUACUGAGCCAAGGUUGGCUUACUGCUACAGCAUCUGGGCACAUGCAGCUCAGUGGCGCAGUUAAACUUGCCAGUGCCAGGCUGCUUCAGAUACUUGCCAUUGCAGCCAGCUCCUGUGCAGAUGCCCUUCCUUCAGAUGUUUUACAGGCACUGAUGGAUGUGAUGUGCCUACAGCUACAGAACCUUUUACACAUGGUCUAUGAGCAAGAAAUGCCUGAGCUGAACACAGGGAAUCAUGCAGAACAAACUACAUGCAGAGAAAGUCCAGAACAAGAAAAAGCCAGUGUCAAGAGCAGUCGAAUAGUGGAGUCUCAUCUGGCUGACUUUCUGGUCUUCCUUCGUCGUAUAGUCUCGCUGAGAAGCAACAAAAGCAUCUCUGCAUUUGUCAAAUGGAUCGAUCCUCUGAUCGGAAUUGUUUCUCAGAAACACACUUCGGGUGCCCCACUCAUUAAGAACUUACGAACAAAAUUGCUUGCCUUUCACAUUUUGGAAGCCUUGCUGCCUGGCUAUUCAGAGCCAUUGCAAAUUAAUCAGAUUGUAGAUAAACUGUUUGGGCUGGUGUCUGCCUGUAUGUGGGAAGAACCUCUAGCAAUCAGCAAAGAACAAGAGAAUCAAGCUGAAAACUCCAAGCAGGGUUCUGACAACGAAGAAGAGUGUGUUCCUAUUGGAGAUUUUUCGUUUGAUCCAGAUAAACUGAUUUGCUGCUCAAUGGAGAGUGGGAAUGUGCUGUCCCAUGGAUCAGGAGGGAAAGGCUAUGGGUUAGCUACAACAGCUAUAACAUCAGGCUGCUUUAUUUGGAAGUUUUACAUCACCAAGGAGAACAGAGGGAAUGAGGGCACGUGUGUGGGGGUGUCCCGCUGGCCCAUCCGAGACUUCAACCACCGCACCACGACGGACAUGUGGCUUUACCGUGCCUAUAGUGGCAGCCUGUACCAUGGUGGAGAGCUGGGUAGAGUGCUGCCCACCUUCACGCAGGGAGAUACCAUCACCUGCAUAUUGGACAUGGAGGCCAGAACCAUCUCCUUUGCCAAGAACAACAAGAGUUGUUAUCCCUGGUCAGUGUUUUAUAGCAGUGUCCUGGAUUAUCCCUGUGUCAUGUUUUAUAGCAGUAACCCUGGAGAAAAAGUAGCUCUGUGUGACCUUCAGAUGCGAGGGAUGCCCCGUGACCUCUUGCCAGGGGACCCGCUGUGUAGCCCUCGAGCCACAGUGCUUGUGGAAGCAGGCAUCCAGCUCAUGCGCAGACUCCAUCGCCACGACAGCUGGACUGCAUCCAUCAACAAAUACAUGCAGGCCAGGCUGGAGCGGAUCAGUCCACUAAUGAAAGAAGGAAGAACUGGAAAAGUGAGCAGAUCACAAACAGUUGGCUGUAACUUGUUUAAGAGAGCAGCCUCGGAUGUGAAGGAGAAGAUUCCAGAUGCAGAGUGUGGGGAGGCAGUCCCGUGCCUCUCGAAGCUCGCAGAGCCUCAGCUGACUGCACUCUGUUCUGAGGUGUGGCCAGUGCUGGCUGUGAUUGGGGGAGUGGACAGUGGGCUUAGAGCUGCAGGACAGUGUCAGCAUAAACCCAGCAGCCGGAGAGCCACGCUGUUAGGGGUAUUGAAAGAAGGAUGUUCAUCAGCCAAGCUGCAGUGGGAAGAGGUCGACAUGACUGUCAGCUUCCUGAAUUCUUGGUCACCCAGCGACACCCCGUUGUCCUCCCUGGAGCCCUGUGAAGUGCCCCAGUUGGACGUUGCCCGAUUCAAGGGCCUGAAACCUUCUGUCUUGUUAGACCUGAUCUGCCUAACCGGAGUGCUGGAGGAAGAGGAAAACCACAUCAGCAGGAGGGCACCAAACAAGAGGGAAUCGGAAAGCAGCCAAAGGAGCGAACUGGAGCAGAGACUGGAUGAAGACCUAGCUAGGGUCGUGAUGGGUGAGGAUGGGUGUCCAGAAGCAGUUAUUGUAUUGGAUGGCUUGGAAACUACGACUAUACCGGCUGAGGAUAAAGUGACCAAAAAAGAAUAUCUGACAGCAAACAAAGAGAAUGUAAAUGAACAGGAGGGCAGCCUAACCUCCCAGGCAAACAAUCGGACUGACCUCUUUUCCUCUGAGCUGCGUGCGGUGCAGGUGUCCUACCUGUUACUUGGGGCACUGAAGUCUCUUGCUGUUAUUCUGAGCUGUGGGAAAUUUGCAGAUAUGCUUUUGAUACCAAAGUUGGAGGCCAGUAGUCAGAAUGGGCCAGAAACAGCCAAGACUCUGAUUAGUGUAGAAAACAGGGAGCUGCGAUCGGUCCUGCAGUUCCUGGUGCGGAGCAUGGUGAAGUGGGCAGUGAGGACCUGCCCCAUUAAGCAAGUUGUCUCCCUGUCUGACUUGGAGCGUGCCCAGAUUAUGAUCUUCAAGGGAGCUCUGAACAUGCUGCAGGAGGAUUCUGGGACAGCAGACCAUCAAAAAGAAUCUGGGACUGUCACCUGUCCUCCAUCGCAGACAAUGUCUCAAUCGUCAAGCACACGAUCUCUAUACAGCAACGGCUCGGACAGUAAUGCUACUUUCUGUAUGUCCAAUGAAGCAUCUGCGUCCUCCUCCAGCAACGACUUGGCAGCCUCCCUACUCACUGUGCUGCAGGCAGAUGGACUGGAGAACUUCAACCCUUUCCUCCCCAUCAAUCUGCUGCAGCGGAUGGUGUUAGCGAGGUUCCCUACCCUGGCUGGACUGCUCAAUAACCCCAUGUUGUACCCCAGCUUCAACAUGGCAAAUUCUGCUUCCUGUGACGGCUUUUCAGAACAGCGGCCUUGCUUCGUAGGACCACACACCCGGGCUAAUAAUCCACCUGAACGAUCCCAAAUGUUUAUUCCUGUACGGUUGCUAGAAAUGGGAUUCUCCAUGAGACAUAUCUACAAAGCAAUGGAAGAUGCAGGAGUCACUGGAGAAGCAGACGCCCGCACUAUUGAGGUGCUGGCUAGCUGGAUGCUGGAACACCCCCUCACAGAGCAGCAGCUGAUAGAUUACCCAUCCGCAGAGAACCCCAGUGAAACUGGAAUAGUCUCCCCUGAGGGACCAGAGACCGUCCAGCGGCCAGAGUCGCCCACUCCUAACUCCCAUCCCGAGGGGGAUGAAAGCUUAAUCGCGGGUCUGGAUCAUGUUGAAAGAGAGAAUUUCCUUGAUGUCCACCUCACCCGAAACAGGCCUCCCCCAGCACGCAGGCAGCGCUCCAGUCUGGGACAGCGAUCUUUCUUCAGGAGAGCUGACUCUCCUUCCCCCAAUCUGGUGCCGCCCUUGUUUGGUCGUGAGCAGGGGGCAGCGGACUGGCCUGAGAGAGAGGAGACUCACCCCUUCCCUGCAGAGGAGGAGCCUGAGCUGGGCUUCAUGGACGAUACGCAGCAUGAGGAUUCCUCCGAGGAGCUUUUCACACCCGACUUCACGAAUGCUGAGAGAGACACCUUGUGGAUAGUAGAGGGAGGAGAGAACCAGGCUGAACCUGGGGAGAUGGUGGAGUGUGAGCUCUGUGAGACUCUGACCUUGCAGUUCAACAGCCACAUGAAAAAAACCCACCCAGGAUGUGGGCAGGGCGCAGAGCGCUGGGGUUACCGUAGCAAUGGUACAUACGUUAAUGGCUGGUUUGGAGGGGAGUGUGGCUCCGGUAGUCCGUACUACCUGAUGUGCAGUACCUGCAGAGAGAAAUAUCUUGCUGCCAAAAUUGACGAAAACCAUUUCAAAUCCAACAGAUUGAAGAAUUUGGCCUCUGAUUUAAUUGGGGGAUUGGAUAACAGUUCAGAAGAAGAGUGGGAGCUGUUAGACCUUGAGGAUGGUGACAGACUGACAGGACUGGAAGAUUUUGGCUUCCUUUCGGGGUCUCUAGGGCUGGAUGAGAAGAAGCAAGUUCCUGAUCCAGUCCCAUUCACAGAAGAGGACCCUCUGGGAGCUCUAGUUACAAGCGCUACCAGCAAAAAACAUUCACAGCUUCACAAAGGCUCACGCAGUGCUGAGGAGAAGGGUUCUUCUGCCAGACAGAGCCUGGGAGAGCAGGCUGCCUCUCUCCGAGAUCCCCAGGACCGUCUGCUGGCACUGAGGCGCAUCACAACCACCACACAAAUCCUCCUGGCGCAGGGCAUAGUCAUGAAGGCGUUAUCCAGGAUUUCUGCCAGUGGCUCAGUGUGUAGCCAGUCUAGUGGUCUGGAAGCCCUGGGCCUCGCUGACAUUCGUAUCCUGGUUCGGUUAAUGUGCCUGGCUGCAGCAGGAAGAGUUCACACAACCAUUGAGGGGUUUGGAUUUGGAAGAGGCACCACUGCAGAGAAGACAGGCUCUGUCUGCCUCACCUUCCUGAGCUCAGCCAUUGGCUGCUUGGUAUCAAACAGUCCCUCCGCUUACCGGGAGCUGGUAGACAUCUGCACCCAGGACUUGAUCGCUGCAGCAACAGGAAUGAAUACUGGAGCUAUCAGUGACCCGCAGCAGAAAAAACGACACUUUCCUGUAUUUAAAGGACCAGCAAAAGAGACCAUAGAGGUGACCUCCCCAAUGUUCCUGGUAACUCAAACCCUGGUCUCGCUGCUAACACAGAAGGGAAUCCGCCACCGACAAAGCCCAGAGAGAGCAGACACAGAGCCUAAGGAUGCUGGUAGCCCCGUGGGUGUAGGUGCGUUUGUGCCACACUCAGCUGUGCGUGUUGGGCCCCUGGAGCUGGCCAAUGCACUGGCAGCAUGCUGCCUGUCCGUGAGACUUACCAACACAAACAGGCAGUGGGCUGCUCAGCAACUUGUGCAGGCUCUGGCUGUGUCCGAGAGAGACAACCCCAUUAGACCCCAGACUUACACAGACAUGGCAGGGGACCUGCGAAAGUGCCCAACAUUGAAACUGGAAGCACAUCACAGCAGGGUCACAAGUUGCAGUUGGUGCAUUGAAAAGGGCUUGCUUGCCACUGGUGCCCAAGAUGGAACUGUGCGACUGUGGAGCAUCACCAAGACUACUGGGGAAUUGCACUGCACAUGUAGCUGCAGCAUUAGCAUGGAGAACUCCGGCCCAGGCAGCAGCAUGGGGAUUGAAAUAUCCGCAGUUUACUGGAGUGCUAGUGGGACGUUUCUUGCUGUUUUCCAAGAGAAGCUGGUCAACAUCUGGACAGUAAAUGGUUCACAGUGUCAUGUGGAGAGGCAGCCCUCGUGGGUGACAGCCAUCUCAUGGGUGGAUACUCGCAUGCCGUACCCCAGCCAGGGAGCCGCAACCCAGGGUGGAUCUGCUGAGAACCUGCUUGUCGGCAGACUGGAUGGAUCUCUGUGCUGGAUAGAAAUCACAGAGACUUUUCAUACUGAAAGCAUUGAACUGACCCAUUGCCAAAGGAAUAAUGCAGCUGUUCAGUGUGUUGCCUGGCACAGUCUGGAUAAGCCUUUUGCAGUUGGAUACCCAGAUGGAAAGAUUUUGAUCUCCACCACAGAGCCCUAUGACACAGGCAGUCCGCUCAUACUGUCUGCCUUUCCUGAGAGCAUAUCUGACCUGAAAUGGGACCCCACAGGACACCUGCUGCUCUCAAUGGCCAGAGCUGAGAUGGUGAAGAUCUGGGGCCGGGUGGGAAGUACCUGGCUUACUGUGCACUCCCUGUUUCACACUGCCCAGGUUAAUGCUGCUGUAUGGUGCCCUCUGCCUGGCACAGGCUCUGAUCCCAGACUGAUGCUGGCUGUAGGGUGUCAGAAUGGCCUUCUGUAUGUGUGGACUGUACCACAAGGUGGCACUGCUGUAUCACUACCUAACUUUUUAAACACCACUCAGAACAGAGACAGGAUCAUAGAGUACCCGCAGCGGGGCAGUGCAAAAUGUGUGUUCAGACUGAAUGGCCACAUCACAGCUGUGAAGUCUGUGUCCUUUAGUCCUAAUGGGAUGGCUUUACUCUCUGGAGGAUUGGGAGGCCUCCUCAAUAUCUGGUCCCUUCAGGAUGGAUCAGUACUGCAGACAGUUGUAACUGGUUUGGGCUCUGUGGUCAGCACUGCCUGGAUUCCAGAUGUUGGUGUUGCAGCAUGCUCUGGAAGGUCAAAGGACGUGCUACUCAUCCGCUGCUCCCCUGACUGGAUCUCUGACAACCAUGUUCUGGCCUCCUGCCGCAUGGUGCUUCGUGCUCAGGGCAUCGUGGGGUUGAACAAGGCCCCCUGCAUGACAGUGUUUUUAGAGAGACUACCCCUCCUCCUGCAGGAACAAUACAACUAUGAAAAGUGCCAUGUGACUGCUGGCGAUCAGCUUGUCCACAGUGCCUUUCUCCAGAGCCUGGCCUCCUUGGCGGUGGGGCUUUCCCUGGAGCAGCUGCUUUGCAGAGCCCCUGCCCCCCCUCACCAUGCAAACUGCAACCUGGACCUGAGUGUCGCAGAAUGGGGCUGGCUCGCAGCUUUCUCCACUACUGUCAAGAGUGCCGAUGCAUUUGCCAAAGGAACUGCCUUCCCAGAAUCAUUCUGUGUUCCUGAUCUGAGACCAGUGGGAGACUCUGAAAUCUCUAAACCCCUGGAUAACAGUAAAUGGAGCAUCAUGAUGGAUGAACAACUGAUGUCCUGGGCCACAGCCAGACCAGAAGACUGGCAGCUAGGGGGGAAGAGUGAAGUGUUCCUGUGGGGAGGAGGCCGUCAUGGGCAGCUGGCAGAUGCAGGAACCAACCUGCUGGUACCAACACUCGCUCCCUCCCUAUCCCAGGCACAGCAGGUUGUGUGCGGACAGAACUGCACGUUCCUAGUUCAGGCCAAUGGGACAGUCCUAGCCAUCGGGGAGGGCAGUUACGGGAGACUUGGCCAAGGGAACUCGGAUGAUCUGUACACUCCCACUGUCAUCUCCGCGCUGCAGGGCUAUGUGGUGACUCAGCUGGUGACGUCCUGUGGGUCUGAUGGGCACUCCCUUGCCGUGUCUGAAAGCGGCGAAGUCUUCAGCUGGGGAGAUGGGGAUUAUGGGAAACUCGGACAUGGUAACAGCGAGCGGCAGAGACGACCCAAACAGAUUGAGGCCCUGCAGGGGGAGGAGGUGGUGCAGCUUGCUUGUGGUUUUAAGCACUCUGCAGUGGUGACCGCCGAUGGCAAACUCUUCACAUUCGGGAGCGGAGACUAUGGCCGAUUAGGACAAAGAUCAACGUCUAACAAAAUGUUACCAGAGAGAGUUGUGGCCCUGGAAGGUCACGUCAUAGGACAGGUGUCCUGUGGUUUAAAUCAUACGCUGGUAGUGUCCUCUGAUGGCAUGACAGUCUGGGCGUUCGGAGAUGGGGAUUAUGGGAAACUAGGCACAGGGUCUUGCACUGUCAAGUGCUGUCCACAGAAGGUGGAACAGCUGUGCAACAAAGGAAUAAAGAAGGUGGCUUGUGGAACCCAGUUCUCAAUUGCACUUUUGAAGGAUGGGCAUGUGUACACUUUUGGACAUGAGCGGCUGAUUGGGCUCCCGGAGUCAAUGCAGAAGAACCAUAACCAUCCACAGCUUGUGCCAGCACUGGAGAGUGUCUUUGUGGAAGAUAUUGCGGCUGGAUCAGAGCACAUGAUGGCUCUGUCCUCAACAGGAGACGUCUAUACUUGGGGGUGUAACUCUGAAGGGCAGCUUGGUCUCGGCCACUCAAACCCGGUGAAAGAGCCGACACUGGUGACUGCCCUGCAAGGGAAGAACAUUAGACAGAUAUCAGCAGGACGGUGUCACAGUGCUGCCUGGACCACCCCCUCUCCAGCUGCCAGGGCUCCAGGCAUUAUGGCACCCCUACAACUUGGCCUUCCUCAGUCCAUUCCCCCACAGUACAACGCACUGAAAGACUGCAACCCUGAGGUUCUAAAUGCCCGACUCAGGGUUCUCUACCACUUCUCUGAUUUAAUGUACAAGUCCUGGAGACUGCUCAACCUCAACCCUAUGAAUCAGGUUUCAGCCUCCCGAUACAGUUCAGGAGCCACUGCGAUUGCACAGGGCCAGUUAAGAGGCCUGCUCUCACCCAAGGUGAACACCCUACCCCUGGUCAGAUCUAUUGGAAGGACGAUGAUACAAGGGAAGACUUAUGGGCCUCAGAUUACUGUCAAGAGAAUUUCCACCAGGGGGCGCUCCAGCAAGCCCAUCUUUGUUCAGAUCGCCAGACAGGUGGUGAACCUGAACCCCUCUGAACUGCGGCUGCCUUCCAGAGCCUGGAAGGUGAAACUGGUGGGUGAGGGAGCAGACGAUGCGGGCGGAGUGUUUGAUGACACCAUCACAGAGAUGUGUCAGGAAUUAGAGUCUGGUGUUGUGGAUCUGCUCAUUCAAACUCCAAACAGUACUGCUGAUGUUGGCAGUAACACAGACAGGUUUUUGUUGAAUCCAUCUGCUUGCUCAGAAGAUCACAUGGUCCAGUUUCGUUUCCUGGGAAUCCUGAUGGCCGUUGCUAUCCGGACCAAGAAGCCUCUGGACCUGCACCUGGCUCCUUGGGUGUGGAAGCAGCUCUGCUCCAUCCCGCUCAGUGGCCAGGACCUGGAGGAGGUAGACCUGCUCAACUACCGCAGCCUGCAGGGAAUCCUGCAUCUGGAAAACAGCGGCAUCAAUGAGGACAACUUCCCUGUGAUGAUUCCUCUGGACUCCUUUAUGGCACGCAGUGCUGAUGGCAGGCUGGUCCCCAUAGUUCCUGGAGGAUGUCACAUCCCUUUGACCUUUCCAAACAGAAAGGACUAUGUAGAGAGAGCAAUCAACUACAGACUGCAUGAAAUGGACCAACAGGUGGCCGCAGUGAGAGAAGGCAUGUCCUCAAUCAUCCCAGUGCCUCUCUUGUCUCUGCUCACAGCCAAGCAGUUUGAGCAGUUGGUCUGUGGAAUGCCAGAGGUGUCUGUGGAAACACUGAAGCAGGUUGUGCGUUACCGGGACAUUAACGAUAGCCAUCAGCUGAUUGGUUGGCUGUGGCAGACCUUAGAGGAAUUUACCAAUGAGGAGAGAGUUCUGUUCCUGCGAUUUGUGUCGGGAAGAUCUAGGCUACCAGCAAACACGGCUGACAUCACCCAGAAAUUUCAGAUCAUCAAAGUCGACCGGCCCAUCAAUGGCCUCCCUACAGCACAGACCUGCUUCUUCCAGCUGCGAUUGCCACCUUACACAAGCCAGGCCACCAUGGCAGAGAGACUGCGCUAUUCCAUCCACAACUGCCCUUCCAUAGACAUGGACAACUACAUGCUAUCUCGUAACACUGACACUGCUGAGGGCUCUGAGGCAGAGUACUGAGCAGAUCAGCAGACAGACUUCAAAUACCUGAAAAGCACAAAUACCUUCAGUGCUGUGUUUAGAGCUUGAAGCAACUCAUUGGUACAAAAACUCUUAAGGCUAAUCCCAAAACUGUGACUUCCAAGCAUUACACCCGAACUGGAAAGCACCUGUGUUCAGUAGCAUCAGAGCCACUCUGAUUUCUGCCCCUCAAAUUUAGAACUACUUGAAGACCCUAUUUCAUAUUCUGAGACACUACACUUAAUGGAACAUUAAGAGGCUCGCUUUAGCAGCUCUUCGGGUGGUUUCAACUUAUAGCAUAAACCUCUUCUAUUAAACAUUUGUAAUAAAGGGUGUUGGUUGUUUAAGAUAUGGUUAAAUUGUAUGCAUUUUCAAAGGUGUGGAAAUCCUAAGGAAUAAUGUAAAUCAGUCCACCCCAUCAUUGUGUUUCAGGAAAGAGUUAAACAGAUGGAUGUGGCAGUCGUUCAGGAGACCCAAUCUCUCACCUGUCCUAACACUAAAAAUGACAAACAGUAGGCUUGAAAUAGAAUAAAAUGACAAUCUCGACUUUCACUAUGGGCAGGUGGCUUUGACAUCUGGCUAUCCCAAGUACAUUACUAAUAAUGUACAAGAGUUUAUCAACUGGAUUAACACUACAGCCAUCAAAACCAUAAUGCCAAGGGUCAUGAGUGUUAACAAGUAGUAUAACGAAUGUUGAUGAACUUGGUUGAUCUAAAUUCUCACAGUGUUAUGCCAGUGGUAUUGCUGUGUGUCCAGGUUUCAUUUAUAUUCUUGAACCAAGGAAAGCUACUUGUAAAACAACCCUCCUGUUUACAGCAGAAGCCACUUUGUCAAAGGCAGGCUUGAACUCCACAGUAAGGCUAAUUUUAUCAUAACACCAAUGCAUUAUCAAAAUUAAUGUACAGUUUUUUAAAUCAAAACCUAAUGGGCUUAACUAUGCGCAAUAUAUUUGAUUUAUUAUACAGGAGCUAUGUAUUCUGGUUAGGUUGAAAGGCACCUAUAUGGUAAAUAGACACUGUAUAUUUUAAUUACACUUCUGAUUUAUUUUGCUAACAAAAACAAAUACCUAUUGUACUCUUAAAAGCAUUAAAGAUUAAAAAAAAAAUGCAGUUGGCCAAAAUGAAUAGUUCAAGUCAUCUUUAAAGUGCUGUACUGCAAUUACUUUGAAAUGUUAGUGUACCAAUCUUCUUUCUUUAAAGAAAUUGUACUGCCUAAAUUUUACACAUCCUCUUUCUGUAGUUUUGAGUUUAACAUUUGUGAAUUAAGUGCUCUUUUUCUGUGCAUUAUUUUAUCUUAGAAACAAUAUUUGUCAAGAUAUUCAAGAAUAUUCACAAGCCCUGGAAAUAAAACAAAAAUCUACUUAAAGGAGAUGCUACUCAACUGGACAUCUCAGUAAUACCAGAUCUUUCAAGUUUACAGGUACACUGUGGUUUUAUUGAAGGCAUGCUUGUUUGAUGAUGUAGUGUGUGCUGUAUGGGUACUGUUACUGAAAGCAGAAGGGACUUAAUAAACACUAAACCCUGUAUAAACAAAA
Messenger RNA from Polyodon spathula (Mississippi paddlefish), 16174 nucleotides. RefSeq names its product probable E3 ubiquitin-protein ligase HERC1. Gene Ontology annotation, molecular function: ubiquitin-protein transferase activity; protein binding. The transcript has 79 exons. NCBI's taxonomy places the organism in Eukaryota, Metazoa, Chordata, Actinopteri, Acipenseriformes, Polyodontidae. The coding region runs from base 271 to 14640 and encodes 4789 amino acids. The record is from RefSeq and is a predicted model, not a curated record.